Molecule: messenger RNA, 4536 nt
Organism: Magnusiomyces paraingens
Lineage: Eukaryota; Fungi; Ascomycota; Dipodascomycetes; Dipodascales; Dipodascaceae
Exons: 2
Coding region: 1-4536 (1511 amino acids)
Biological process (GO): signal transduction; actin cytoskeleton organization
Cellular component (GO): cytoplasm
Source: RefSeq, a predicted model, not a curated record
AUGAUGAACCAUAACUCUCAAAAGAUUUUGCAGCAAUUGCCAAUAGGCUCUAUUCCUGCCUCUCCAGCACACUCUCCAUCAAGACCAGCCCUUAGUCUUAACACAGCUACCAUAAACCAGCAAGUCUCUCAUCUUCAUCAUCAACAACAACAACAACAACAACAACAACAACAUCUUCAUCCUCAUCAUCAUCAACAUCAACAUCAACAUUCUCGUACAGGUCCUAUUGUUCCAGCAUGUAAUCGACCAAACCAGCAAAAUACUUGCCAACAUAAUAAUAAUACCAUUCUUCACCAAAAUCACCAACAUCACCAACAUCACCAACAUCACCAACUUCAUCAACAACAUCAACACAACCACCACCAUGCUCAUUCUUACAGUGGCCUGCCUUCUCCUGAAACUUUUUACACUCCAGCAGAACCAGUCCAACCAGCUUUUUCUUCUUUUUCUGCUAGUAGACCUUCUCAGGCUUCUCGUGCAGUAAACUUUUCACGUCCUUCUCCUUUCCACAAUAAUAAUAAUAAUAAUAAUAAUAAUAAUACAUCUUCCUCUCAUAUUGACCAGCAGCAUUCUCCUAUAGACGUGGUUCCUUCCUCAUCUUCUUCCUCCUCAUCUUCUUCUUCUUCAUCAUCAUCUUUUAACUCUUCUUCGAACUCAUCUUCUAACUCUUCUUCUACUUCUUCAAACAUAAACUCAUGUCCAAUGAACCCACCUCCAAAACUUCGUGGUCCUCAGGACUCGUACCAUCGUCGGUUUUCACUUCGUAAACCUGAGGAUGCUACAAUUACCACAAAUAGUUCUAAUACUGUUGUUGCUUCAGCUGCUAUUGCUGCUAUUGCUGCUAUUGCUGCUAUCCCUGACAAUACACUUACAACUACUUUAGACUCUGGACCUUACCGAUCCAUAUCUGUUUCUCCUCAAACUUCCAAUUCUGCAAUCACCCUGGCUCAAGAUUCUACUGGAACUCUACCUCCAUCUUCAACCUCUUCUAUUACUACAACUUUAUCAUCACUACCCCCUGAAGCCGUGCAGGUCUCGGCUGACCGCCACAAAAGUAUGGCUGUAGUGACUGAUGGUAGACCCCUAGAUGGUUGCAUUUACCACAUGGAAUGCUUUUGUUGCUACGAUUGCGGGAAACAAUGUUCUGCAAAAUUCUUCCCCGUUGAGGCUCCUGUGGAAAUUCCAGAAACAAAUAACCUCAUCCCCCUCUGCGAACAUGAUUAUUUUGGAAGACAAGAUCUACUCUGUUGUGUAUGCGAUGGUGCUCUCCGCGGGUCUUACAUUACCGCAUUGGGCAAGAAGUAUCAUGUCGAACAUUUUACCUGUUCUCUCUGCUCAACUGUUUUUGGAAAUGAUGACAGUUAUUAUGAGCAUGAAAAUAGCAUUUACUGUCGUUACCACUAUUCUACUCUCUAUGCUGCAAAGUGUGAGGGUUGCAAAACUGCAAUUCUCAAACAAUUUGUAGAACUUUUCAGAGGUGGUCGUGAACAACAAUGGCACCCAGAAUGUUAUAUGAUUAACAAGUUUUGGAAUGUAAUGAUUUCCCCCACACGUCUCCAUGUUUACGAUAAUCAAGACUCUAAGGAACCUCUUGAUAAUGAGCCUCCCAAAUCCCCAAACCCUGAAACCCGCGAGUUGGUUUUACAAACUGAACAAGAUGCUGAACGUAAGGCUUUCCAUAUUUGGUCUGUGCUCUGUGGGUAUGAAGAAGCUACAGCAGCAUGCAUUUCUGAUAUGCUUCAAUUUGCAACCUCUUCAAGAUAUAAUGAUGCUCUGCUAGCCACUGCACGACUUGUGGCUAAGAUUGAAGUGUUACUUUCUGCAAUUGACAUUUUAAUUGCUCAUGUCGAUCCACUGCUUAGUGCUCUGAGAAGCAUAGACGAGUCACUUCCUGAAGAAUUGGCUGAUGAAGAUCCAGAGUUUUUAAACCUGAUUGAGUCGGUGCGUAAUGCUGGCUUUACUCAGCUUUAUAAGGAGCCCAAAACUUUGUGCAAAAAAGUGGUGAGCUUCAUGUCUCUUUUAUCCAAGAGUAGAGACCGCAGCGUUAAAACAUCUGGAAUUUCACAUGAACUCUUGGACUCUGUCACCAGUAUGGCACAUUACUUGAAGCUCCUCAUUCGAUACGGAUUGUCCAACUCUUUACGAUAUGAUCGGGCUUUCCCUCCAGGAAAUUUGGUGGCGAUUUUCCUCGACAAGGUGGCUACACAUGAUCAAAUUCCUGCAAACCCCUUGGAAACGCUGUCCAUUUCUGGAAAGGCUAAUGACAAGUGUCUAGCGUGUGAAGACUCUACAGAAGACGAUUGUGCAGUUUUGGACGAUAAUAAGCUGUGGCAUUUAGACUGUUUGGCUUGCAGUAAGUGUCAUAAGCCCCUGGGUUCAUGCGUCAAGGAUGCGCGCUACCUUACAAAGGAAAAGGUGGUUGUAUGCACAAGUUGUUUAAAGCCUGAUGAGGAAUCGUUGGACAACUUUGUGGUGGUGACUAAGCUUAACCAGUUUAUUUACUUGGUUAAGAUUGCCUUGGCUAGGUUGAGACUGGUUCUCAAAUCGUAUGACAAGCGUGAUGCUAAUAAAGCUGCUGCUGCUGCCGCUGCUGCUGCUGCUGCUGCUAAUGUUACUGCUCCUCCACCUCUUCGCAUUCAAGAUUCACGACCAGUUAUGAGUCCUCGACGUUCUUCCAACUCUGUUCCUUUGGUUUCUACAAGUUCAUCAUCAUCAUCUUCAAAGGGCAAGUCAUCUAAAACUGGCAAUACUGUUACUUCUACCUCUACUACUGCUGUUCCUCCACCUGCAGAUAAUUACAUGACUACACUAAAGGACAUUCGCAAGCUGCGAUCAACUCGGCUAAGCCAACGGCUUUCUGAAUCUUCCCGACGCGCACGCAGAUCGCGCAUUUUGGAUAUCCCCGAUGGUGAACAUGGGUUACUUGGGAAGAAUGAUUCGUCUACUUCUUUGCCUGGUCCUCAGCAGCAAUCCCCACAGCAACUAGUUAAGAUGCACAAUCAAGGAAUUCCUUCAAGAGUUCCUGAAGCAAAAGAAGACAAUAUUUUGGAAAAUGUACCAAUGGAAUCGUCUCCACCUAGCAGUUUCUCUAAAAGCCGUGGACGUAAGUUUAGUUCAGGUAGCCGGCGGCGACGGUUAAUGAUUGAAGAAGAUCCCAUCAACAGAGAAUACACUCAGUUGGAUCGCACCACUGAUUUGCUCAAGAGUGAAAAAUCGCUGAUUCUUGAUGAUAUCCCUCGUAUUGUGGCUGCCGAGCAGGCACGCGAGUUGCGACCUAAUGCAUACCGUCAUCGACGACAAGACAUGAAUACGGAUGAAGAUGUUCCUGUACAGGAUGUUCAUGAAAAGAAGCCUGUGACUGAAAAGUUUAUGUCAGACUUGACACCAGAGGAACUGUUUAUUGUUCGACACAUUGCAGUUUCACAGUUGCACCCUCUUGUUUCUACAUGGUAUACGCUGGAAGAGCUGUGCGAUGUUAUUGGAGUGCGCAAGGCGCCUAGCCUUUGGGACAAGUUUAAUAAAGCGUUUAGUCUGAAUGACCGAUCUGCUGCAGACGACAAGCGGCGGCCACGCAAGACUGGUGUGUUUGGUGUUUCGCUAGAGCAGCAAGUUGAGCAGUAUGGAGUUGAUUCGAUUUUUGGGGUUGGUCCCAAUCCAUUGCGGAUUCCAGCAUUUGUGGAUGAAUGCAUUUCGGCGAUGCGACAAAUGGAUAUGAGUGUUGAGGGUGUUUUCCGGAAAAAUGGUAAUAUUCGACGAUCGAAGGAACUUGCGACAAUGGUGGAUAAUAACCCAGAUUAUGCUGGGCUGUUUACUGACGAAAAUCCGAUUCAGUUGGCGGCACUGUUUAAGCGGUACUUGAGAGAGCUUCCUGACUCGCUAAUGACAUUUAAACUGCAGAAGCUGUGGGUGAAUUCACAAGAGAUUGUUGAUGUUGAAGAGCGGGUCCGGGUGAUGCACUUGGGAUGUUGCAUUCUUCCUGGAGCACACCGAGAUGUGAUGGAGGUGCUUUUUUACUUUUUGUUUUGGACUGCUUCGUUUUCACAUAUUGACGAAGAGUCUGGGUCAAAGAUGGACAUUCAUAACUUGUCUACUGUGAUUACGCCUAAUAUUUUGUAUACGCGGAAGCGAGAGAAUGGGCAGACAGACUCAUCUGAAGGAUACUUUUUGUCGAUUGAAGCAGUCAAUACACUUAUUCGGGAGUAUGAUCGGUUUGCCAAGGUGCCUGCCGAGGUGCUUGAUAUUCUUCAUGGAGAGUUUGGGAUGAAUGAAGAGAGUGGAAAUAGCACUGGGGGUAUUGGAGGUGGAGCUACUACUACGACUAGUGUUGGGAAUUUACCUUCAAAGGAGAUUUUUGCACGAAUCGAACAAUACCGGACAAGUCAAGGCAGUGCAAUGCCGGUCUCGAGUGCAGUUGUGACUGUGGCAAGAGAGGGACCUGCAGGGACUGAUGGCGGACUAGUUGCUGUACAGCAGACAGUUAGUAGCAGCAAUAAUGGAACGAGUGCUGAAGAUGGCAAUAGUGAUGAGGCAAAAUGA